CUGCCAUCGUGACAGCAGGAGUUACCCAGCGUAACUAACACCACUUGACGGCGGUUCAUUUUAAUUUUGCAGGGCCGCUUUAAAAAAGUUCUUGCGUUCAUUUUAUUUUUUAAGUUAUUUAAGAUAUUUUCGAGAAUCUGAGUCGUCUGUACACAAAAUUGUGCACUGCGCUUUUUCGUGUUUUUCCGACCACGUUGCUAGUGUCAGCCGUUACCGUGUAGUGUGGGAGUACUGCUAGCAACAGGUGUGGCUGUUGAGAUAACGACCGGUCAGAGUACCUUUCAGGAUACUGCAAAGAUACUGAAACUUUGAGGUAAGUCUGGUUUGGUAAAAUCAAACUUGCUAAACUGGAACAUGAAAAAGUACAUGAAAAUUGCUGAAGGACGACUAACCGUACCGACUCCCGAACUCAACAAGCAACGUUCCUCUGAGGUAGUCACACGGUCCAAGCUAACACUUUUUAAACUCUGUGCGUUUAUCACAUAAGUUUUGCUGAUUUGUCCCAAUUUUUUGCACUACAGUUGAAUUUGAAAGGGGUUUAUUGAACCUGUACAUCUAAAUAUGUGAAAUAUAAUUGUGUAACAGUCAUGAGGAGUAGGGAUGGUGUUUAUUUUUUAUUCUUAACCGCAAAUAUUUUAUUUUUAUUUGAUUUAAAGAUAAAUUGAAAUGCAGUUAAAUCAUGUGGUUUCUAUAUAAAGAGCUCUUAAAGCACUGUAGCUUCAUGUAAGUUUGUUUUUGUAGACCUGUUAACAUUUUAUGCCUGUAUUUAGGGUCCAUUUACAGUAGGGCCGGGUGAUAUGGGAGAAAGUUUAUCAUGAUGUGUUUUUUUUCAUAUCUGCUGAUAUUGAUGAAUAUCACAAUAUAAAGAAAAAAAAAAAAACUUGUCUAUCCUAAAUGUUCCCUGUUACUCAUAAAUGAAAGUUAACUGUGCUUAUUGGUAGCAUGCAUAGACUGUAUAUAGAAUGGAUAGAGUCUGCCUCCUCGCUGGGUGAAGCCACUUUGAGAACAGCACCCUCUGGUGACGGGCUGCAGAAUAGAUCAUAAAUCCCACUUCAGCCAGCAAAGCUUAUGGGGCUGUGGACAAGCUUUAUAAAUUUAUUACACAGAACAUAACCCCCCUACUUGCGAUGUUGACUUGUCUUUAUUGUAAGACUGAUUUGUGCUCAAGUCCUCUUUUUUCUGUGAAGCUCCGUUUUUAAAAGUUAUUAGGGGGUUCUAGUUUCUUUGAUUGACACCUGAUACAGCCUAUUAGCGUUCAGGGAUUGCGUAGCUCACUCGGGGGAUACGCUGUUUGAACCGAGUGUCAUCACAGCGACUCUCCCGCCGAAUGCGCACAACGCUACUGCGCAAUACUGGUUUCUGGAAAUGAAGAAAAAUCCCGGAAAUACUGAGAGCUUUUUGGCUUCAAAUCCGUAUACAGGCGGGAGGCGGAACCAAGUUGUCCAUAGUAUAUACAGUCUAUGGUCAUAAGGCGUUGCGCUAGAGAAAGCUGGCUGAAUAGUUGGCUGUUUCGGCUGCACAGGCGCCUAAUUUACAGUGUGUAUUUGUUUGUGCUGCUGUGGUCUACAGAUGGCAGCGGGCAAAGUGAACCAGGAAGAAGUUUUAGCAAGGCUAAAGAUCGAUGUUCGUUCCUUGCUCAUUUCAUCAAAAGUAGGCCUGGAACCUGAGCAGCUCAGACGGGACUAUAAAGCGAUGAUGGGACAUCCAAUGCCCCUGAAAGUCCUUGGCUUUAGAAAUGUCCUGGAUAUGGUGAAGGAGAUGCCUGAUGUGGUGACAGUUAACUUCAGGCCAGAUGGCACCUCAUUUCUGAGAGGUAAAGCAUUUUCUUUCUAGUUGACACCCUUUUUGGUCUUAAAUGCUACUAUUUAGUAUUUCAGAAAAAACUGUAAUUGCAACCUCCUGCCUAUCAAACAUUUGAAAUUCGUUAUCUUAAUGCAAUCUCUUUUAUAUGCUUACAUUGCAGCUGUGGGUGUUGAGUCCACCAAAAAUAUUGAGGCGCUUGUUGCCAAGCAGCGCACGCCCCAGACUAACAAAAAUGUUUCAAGAAGAGGUGUCAGACACUUCUUCCCUAGCCACUGUCACCCAACCCAAUUUGUGGUCCUUCCCAGAAGAGGACGACCCCCUCCUGCUCUCCAUGCUCAGCUGAGGGGACAGCUCCGCAUACUGUUAACCGAGGUAUGAGUGAAGGGUGUUAAUUCAAAGCGUGGAAAAAGUGUUGAACUUUUUUUUGUUUUCAACUGAGUCUUAUUUGUGUGAAAGUUGUGUUAAUUGAUGGUAGGUAACUAUGGUAAGUAAUUGUUAUCUGCUGUAGUUUUGAAUUACCAUAAAUCCUCAAAGACCAGGGUUCAAUCUGUGGCCUGGCCCAUUCAACUGACCAGGCUCAAGAGCUUUAUAAGUGAAUAAAGGCUGGCUUUCAGUCAUUGGCUAGGGCACUAGCCACUAAUGUUUAUAUGUUGGAAUAUGUUAACUCUACCCCUCCCAACCAGCGUUCCCCUCAGCUCCUCCUCUCCUCUCUCUCUCUGCUCCAGCAAGCCCCGCCCACAAACAGACGCUGCUGCUCGCUCCUAUCAUUUCAAUUAAAUUCAAAAUAUAAUGCAGAUAUAUACUUAAGGCAACUACAAAUGGAGCCCAUUUAACGUUAAAGUAAACAGCAUUGGUACUACUGUAGAUGCCAACAAACUACCAGCAAACACAAUGUGUGCAGGACCCGAGGUAAACAGUUUAGUGGUGCUACGAUACGCAGCAGAUCCCGUUUGACAAGAAACACUUCUGUUACAGACACUCAGCUUACUUUGUGAAAGCUGUUUACCUGUCCAGCAGAAAGGUUACAGGGUCUGUAAGAUCCCAAAGUGUCCCCCAUGGUUUAUGCUAGCUUCAUGGAUGUUGACCCGGCUUUUUUAGCUCUUGUCCGAGUGGUCUACCUCCUUUUUAAGCGCCCGUUAUUCCACCAGAGUCGCCUAUAUAUUUUUUUUUCUUGCUUGUGUUGGCAGUCGUGGUCAAAGGAGGAUUCAGACAAUUUCUGUACUUUGUGGUUGGUUUCUACUGUCUGAUAUUGUAGCACGCUAACUUUGUUUUGGCUCCUGGACGACACGGGGGAGCAGCAUCUGCCUCACAACCAAUCAGGAUGGGGGAGGCGGGAAAUGGCUUUGUUUACAGUCAGAAAGAGCGGAGCGCUCAAUAAUUUAAAAUGUUGACUACACAGACAUAACAAAACACAGCAAUAUUGUGAUAUUACCAAAUGUCAUCAAUGACUAAUAGCUAUUGACUGAUAUUAGGAGAUUUUUUGUAUAUAUACCACAAAAAAAGAUGCUUCUUUAACGGAUUCCUGCCUACCCCACCUUUAAUAUACAAGACGUCUUAACCUUGAGUUCAAAAUGAUCAUGCAUCACUAUUACAAUGUCCUGUACUAUUACAAUGCUUGUGUACUGCAUCACAAACCUCUGCAGUUUGCUCCUGUUUUUCAUGUAUAACUGUAAGCUGUCAGCAUCUCCACUCCUGCUCAGAGCUGCGCUCCAUGAGUUUGUGUCUUGCAGUGUUUAAUAGCUGGAUGGAGAGGGAAAGUCCUCACCUUGUUAUUUUGGAGUCGAUAUAUGUCAGAUGUGACAGAUUUCACAAUUUAUGUUUUUUUUUUUUUUCCUGGGGUGAGUGAGCAUCCUCUCCAAACAAUAAACACUUGUGUAUGUUGGCAUCGUAACUGUGUAUUCUGGGUUCACUUAACUUGAAAAAAAAUGAAUGCAAAGAUUAUAACUGAGACGCUGACAUGGAACGCCAGCCACGGUUUAGAUUUUACUGGACAAACACAGCCAGCUAGAUUAUAGCAACAAUUCCUCCACAGCAGCCUUGGGCAGCCCUCUCGAGACACAUGUCUCAAUAUCAAAAAGCAAAUAAAAGACCCAGCCCAUAUUUAAAGGUUUAUGGUCAUACAUUUAUCAAUGUUUGUGGUUUCACCGUGGAAUAUUGUUAUUGUUUGAGGUAACAGUGCAGCUACUCUUUACCAGGGUCCAAUCAGAUUGGUAGACCUUGAAACCUGCUUCUUCCGCUGCUUUGGAUUCCCGCUGCGUGUCCACGCCUAUGGCUUCUAUUCCAUUGGAGAGAUGCUGGAGGCAUCAGCUGACCUGGUUGUUAUCCAGUGGACCAGGAUGGGCUCAGUUCUGGGUCUGAGGGCACAAAUGUCAGCCUCCAGAGAGAUAGACCCCAGAGACCAGAUUUCAAGAAAUCCCCUUGGGAAAGGUGGGUUAAGACAGGCGGAAAAAAACCCAAUCACUUUCUUAUAACACUGAUGCAUUUACAUGUUUUCUGGCACUUUUUAAUUUGUCCCUUAUUCUUUAAUGUGGUUGCUAUGGUAAUCUUCAAAAUACCUUUGUCAUUCUUACCAACUGUAGUCCAAGUGAAGCAGAGUCCUCCUAACAAGCCUUUCACUGAGACUGCCCCGGGCUCUGUCAGUAACAACACAACAUCUGGCAGCUGUAAGACAGAGAUGAUGGAGAAGAAGCAGGAAGUGGAUCAGGAACUCCGUCAGGAAGGUCAUCUCUUUCAGGAAUGUGUCAUGAAGGUUUGUGUUCAUCUGCACUUUAAUUUUUCAGCUCAAGACAAGACGUAAGAGACCUGUAUCUGUAUUCUUGUUGAAUAUACAACCUACAGACUCCAGGCAGUACAUGCCAGCAGAUUUUCAAACAUUAUUAAUGGAUCGCCCCAAUUCAUAAUCAAGAAUCAUAGACAAAUUUUCUGUACAGUUGAUUGAUUUUAUUUCAAUUUGUCUUUGUUCUUUGUUUUGAAUUUUGCAUCAGCUGGAGAAAGAUCUUCACCAGCAAAUUUUAGAGAAUGGAGUCGCCGGCACCAUAAGCCAGGAGCUGAAGGACAAGCUACGAAAGGUCAGACCUCCUGCUAGUUUAUACAUGAAUCUGCGAUCGCUGCUAAUGACUAGAAUGGACAUGUUUUGCUUUCAUGGUAGGGAAUAUUUUGGCACAAACGGCAACCAAGAAGGACCGUUAUAAGUAAUGUGAUUUAUUCUCUGCGUAUGUUCAUGAUUCCCCGCAGGUUGUCAGACAGAACGGUGGUGGAGUAUCAGUGCAAGACCUGCCAGCAGAAUACAAGGUACAGAACAAAAAGCUGCACAGUGUUGAUCUGCAUUUUGUCAGUGCAGUUGAAGGAAUAAAUAGCUGUAGGGUUAAAAGCCUAAGAAAUCAGUCGCUGAACUGGAUUCAUUUAGUCUUUCCAAGUAGAAUUUUAAAAAUCACAUGCUUUAUUGUUGGGGUUUACUCAGUUUAAUUAGAGUGACUUUCUCUCUAAGGCUGCACGAUAUUGGAAAAAACUAACAUUGCAAUUUUUUUCAACCCUGCGAUAUAUAUUGCAAUAUCAAGAAAUACAGGAAUUUUCACCGGAUGACCUGAAUAGCACUUUAUGCUGAAAUCUUGUAGACAGUUAACCUGCUCUGAUCUUACCUCUUUUUGUGAAUGUUAGUAGAAUGGCUUCUGUCUGUCUCAGAGAUGUUUUUAGCUUUUAUUGUGCUGGGACGACAGAUGAACACAGAACACGUGUUUUGGUCGACAUCAUCCUUCUUGUAAUGAAAUCAUUUCAGAUCACUGACAUUCUCUUUCUUUUUGGCAACAAGUUCGUUGUUCGUUGCUAAUUUUGCAAUUGCAGUUGGUGUUACUAGUGUUGUGCCGAGAAACGCAUGUCCUCCGAGAAUUGCACGCACGUCGCAAAACGCGCAGCGCUUAUCGUAGAGUGGUCCAUGGAAAUGCACAAUUUAAAACCCAUACAGUUCUUAUUUGUUGGGCUUAACAGUGAUGUAUAUGUUCCGAAAGUGGCUCUCAGCGGACACGCCUUUCUCGGCACAACACCAGCAGCGCCAGCGACUCACUCCAUGUGCAGGGGUGGGUUUCCUCCGCUCUGAUUUUGAUUGACGGCUGGCAGGGUAGUCUGAUUGGCAACUUGGUAAAGAAUGAAUGCGAUUGGUGGAUCGCUGCACAGCACACGCAGAGUCACAUGCAGUGUAUCGCUGUCAGCUACCCUUGAAAUCAGAUGAGUUCAUUCGCCUCCUACAUCGCAGAUUCUACGAUGUGACUAUCGCGAUGACAAUGUUCAAACGAUAUAUCAUGCAGAACUAUUUCUCUCAUUAAGCCCACCUUCCCUUAAUGAUGUCAGAACUCAAUCUGUUUUAAGACAAAGCAUUGCAACUGCAGAAGAGCAGAGCUCAGCUGUGACGACUGAGUUGUGGUGAUGUUAACAUGUCUUUCACCUGUGAUGUUUUUUUUGCUCCUCAGAGGCUUUUUGGUGAGGACUUGCCGGUGUCCCAGAACAGCUUUGUCAGUGUCACCGAACUGGUCAGUGCCAUGAAUGACACCUUCCACCUGAAACCCGGAGAAAGUGAUAGUGGACAACACUGGAUAGUCACGGACAUCCAAGACAGCGAUGAUAUACAAUUAGGUGCGAAUGUGCCUGUGUCUGUGAGUCUCAUGUUGUCAGGGAUUAUCAUAGGUCUUGUGCACUGCACAAUGGCACGGUGUCAAGCCAUGUCUCUUUAGCAGUAAAUCUUUACGCUCGUUCUGUGUACACUUGUGAGGGUUGGUGUGUGGGUGGGGGGGUUGGGUUUUAUUGUUGUUUUUUGACCCUGUAAGGCACUUGGAAUUACAAACAUGUACAAAAAGUGCCAUAUAAAUAAAGUUGAAUUUGAAUUUGCAGCUUUACCUGAAAAAACUUUUAUGUGCAUGAUCAUAUUUAGAUGUUUCAUGUAAAUAAAAAAAGCUCCUGGAAUUUGGUUGGCUCAUAAUCAGAGGGAAAAUCUAGUCGGUAGGAUGUCUUGGUGAUAACAUUCAGGGCAGUAAUGGAGGCGUUAUUCAGAUCUUUAAAAAUGUGUUUUCCUCUUUCCAUAGAAUCAAAAGAGACUGAAAAUGAUGAAAAUGAUGUGAAGCAGCCAUCCCGGGGUUUUUACUUCAGCUGUAAAAAGUCAGCUUGGGAAGACAGACUGGAGGAGGAUACUGGAAACAGCACGAUGGAUGACAAGGAUGAGGAGCAGGAACUCAACAACAAUUCUAAGAUUUAUGAAAUGGUGAUGGUGGCUUACUUGUGUUUGUAAAAAGAGACUUGAUGUGACACCUGUAAACAACUUUCCUCCUUCACUGUUGCAUGUGAUUUUCUGUAGGUAUCUGACAAGUACCCUACCAUUCAGGUACAUUGCAGCCCUGGAGUUCCUCCGGACGCCAUACAGGGUCAAAGUCUCAAACCUCCAACACGCCAUGCCUCUAAGGAGUUGAUCGAAGUCAUGGUGGAACACGUGGAGUCACCAGGGAAUUUCUACUUACGCUUUUGCAAGCCUGAGCAAGUUCGUGCUUUGGAGGACAUGAUUAUUGAGAUGAGGUGAUGGAGAUGAUAGUGGUGACAGACUUCCUCCCUCCAUUUUUCUCCAUUGAAAAAUAUCAAAACAAAUCAUCCAAUGUCACUUUUACCGUUCUCGGUAUUAUUAGUCAAGAUUUCAGCUCUUUUGUGUUUCUUGAUGCUGAAAAGUGAAAAGUUUUCCCCCUCCUCUUGUCUCUCUAAGACAAUGUUACAUGUGUCCUGAUGUGUCUGAGCAAUACCGCCUUCCAGAGCGAUACGUCCGAAGGGGCCAGCUGUGCUGCGUGUCACCCAAAGGAAUGUGGUUCUACCGAGUCGUGAUACAUCAGAUCAUCAGCCCCACUCAGGUGGAGGUGUACUAUGUGGACUAUGGUGAAAUGAAUGUGGAGCAGACUGCAAACCUCAAGUUCCUCAAGUAGGAGCACCACAGCUGUCGACCAAACUGAUAAUGACCUGUGUUUUUUGGAUACCCUCUUAACUCCACCCCUCUCUCUCAGGUCAUGUUAUUCCAUUCUUCCAGCACAAGCUGUACCCGCAACUCUCUGUGGAAUAAAACCCAUCGCUGUGAGUUUGAUCAUCACCUCAUGACAUACUAAAAAAAGGACAAAGCAUAUGUUUUUUUUGUUUUGUUUUUUAUCAUCCCUUUGAGCAGCUGCUUACAUCUGGCUCUUUUGAAAAGUGAAUCAAUCCAAACCGUGCUGCUGCAAAUGUCACAUUGGGAUUUGUGAGAAUUCAGUGUUUCUGUUUGCCUCUUUUGCAGAGGAGCUGGACUGCUGAGGCCACGGCGUCUUUCAAGAAGCUGUGCUGUGAUCGCAUCCUAGUGGGCGCUUUGCAUAGUUACACUGGAGAUGUGCUGCAGCUCUACCUGUGCGACACACGCACGAAUGAAGACAUCUACGCCCACACUGUCCUGCUCAGCCAGGGUCACGGGACAGCCUGCAGUCCUUCAGUCAGCGCAAGCGUGAGCCACACACAGACUUACUUCUGCUGUGGACAUUAUAUAUACUAUUUUUUACUGUUUCAUUUUUGUUCGAUAUUUUUGUUUAUUCAAGAUUACAAAAACAACAAAAUAACUGAUACAGAUCAUUGUGAGCCUAAUACAGGAACAUGAUUAUAAUUAUACAUGAUUAUUACAUCUCGAAGAGCUUUGUACAUUUAAUCUGCUGAUGAUAACAUGAAGCUUGAGAAAAAUUGAUCAAAUAAAAAAAUUAGUUUCCUCUGACUGGUAAAAUAUUUUGUGGAAAAGGUGAUAGUAAAGCACUGUACCACAGCUUAUCUUUGUUGACAUUUGAUCAGUCCAAACUUUGAUUAUUUGUGUUUUAUAAUGCUUCCCUUCUUUACUAGCUUUGUACAGAGGUCAGCCCAGUGAGUCUGUACUUGGGGAAGGAAAUGGCCGACCUGCCAGCGGUGGAAGAGGAGGCAGCUUCAUCCCAGACGCCUUCAAGCAUGUGUCAUCAGUCUGUGUCAGCCUCUCCAAAGGUGAUUUACACACACACACACAUUGAUGUUUAACCAUAUCAACUGGAUGUGUAUGUUCGAUUUUUAGCUUAUCAAGAAAUCUAUCAAUAUGAACUCUUGGUUUUGUCUCCCUCCCUCUUCUCCUAUUUCUUUCUAACUCCUUCAUAUUUUGCUCCAAAGCUUUAAUCCUCCACUGCCCAUUGCUCUUAUCUUUCCAGCCAUACUGUACUGUCAGCACUGCAGGCCCUGCUAUACUAUGCACAGACAUGCACAUACUGGAACAAAUUUAAUGUAUAGUCACGCUGCUCUGAAAGUCACAACAUGGUGUUGCCAAAAGGGAAAACAGCUGAUGAGUGGGCUGUGAAACAAGUGUUUGUAUUAAAAGAUGGUGUCUCUCUGAUGCUUUUUAAAACUGUGCAAACAGGAGAACAAUACAGACAGCACAAAUAGAGUACUUAACCUUGAUUUGAUUUAUUUAUUGAAUAUUAUUUAACAUUAAAGGGAAAAUAAAUAUGAGCAUAUUCUUUAAAACGUGAAUGUAGCUGAAAAACAAACAGAAAAGUCAAAUGACAAAUCAAACAAACUGACUGACCAAAACUCUUACAGUAACACUCAAGUAGAUUUUGUAACAUGCUCGAGCAGGUUUGACUGAGAAUGUGUUCAGUCAGUUUUUUACUUGGUUAGUUAUAGACCUGUCACUGUAUAUGUCAUACAAUAACAGAAAGGUAACAGAAGCUAUGUGGAGUGGUUGUGAAUGUAAUUUCUGCUUUAAAAUAACCUUUAAGCGGUCUAGGUGUGCCCCACAUAUUAAGGCGGUGCAGACAUGAAUCCAUCCUGUGGCGCUUUUCCUGUGUGUCACUCUCCGCUCCCUCUCCCCAGUUUCCUGCUCUAUCCACUAUCCUCAGUCUGUCAGUAAAGGUCAAAAAAAGCCCCAAAAUAAAUUUCUUUGCAUGAAACUGACAAUGAAAUUGAAUUGCGGUUGCCGUGUGUUGAACUGCCCCAGGCGCAGUGUGAAUGAGUUCAGCUCAUUCUGAUGGGAGUGUAUGAAUGUGGGGUAGAUAGGUGAGUGUGAUGUGUAAUUUGAAAAUGUUCAUAAAUCAGAGGGUGAUAAGAGAUAUUUUAUUUUGUUUUGUUUUUCAGGUCGAAGAAGAGCUGCCUGCCCUGGAGUUUAUUGGAGAGCCUGAGACCAGCCUCCCUACCCAGGUGUGACCACCACCACCUGACACUUGCUCUUCACACAUCCACACUACUACUACUAAAGUUUUUAGUUUCUUCAUGUUAUUUUUAUCAUUUUAGAUUAUGUCAUGGUUGUUCCACUUUUGAUCAAGAGUGCUGAUACCAUAAUUUACCUGCCCUUCCCAAAAACACUGUCUUGGUCCAACUUUCUACAAAACUGUUUGUAUCAGAGAGGUUUGAAUUCAUACUUUAAGUCCAAGUAUAGAGUUAGUUUUGACCAAAGACAGAUUUGUCGGUGCUGGGCUUGACUGUUGAAUACUUCUUAGGUUAUCAAUUAAAAAGGGUUAGUGAUAAGGAUGUUUGCUGAUAGUGUUGCCUGCACACAAAUGUAUUUUGCACUCAGUGGGGUUAAAAAAUAAAAAAACACCACUUGAGUCCUGCUUGCUGCUGUGUUAUGUUCAGGCUACAGAUGCCGACCCGUUUGAAACUCCGCUUGAUGAUGAGACCCUCAGCAGCUGGGAGCUGGGCCUUUUCACGAGAUCUCCUCCGAGCAGCAGGCUCACUCCAACCUCCAGUCCUCUCCAACCGCCUGAUCCAAUCCUAACAGAGACAAGCCCAGCUCACUGUACAGCCCAAGCAAACGUGAGAGGACAUAAGAACAUUUAGAUCAUGUAUUUACGAUGCCUUUCUGUUGCUUUUUUCCACACACUGAGGAACUUUCACUCUGUCUCCAGAUGUCAAGAGUGACUCCAUCAACAACUCCACCCAGCGUGAACUCCAGCUCUUAUCAGACACCAACAAAAGAGGAGCACUCACCCAAAGUUCCCAGCCCCUGGUUUGAGAGACAACCUCUAAUCCUGAGGAACUUGAGCCUCCACACUCCCAACCUUAACCCAGGUACAUCUCUACAUAUUCACACGUUUCUUAAGACACUAUGGCCGUUUACUCUGAAUGAUAGCACAAAUUUGGAUUUAAAGUUAGCAAUGUUAGCAGUUUCAACGUGCUAGAGACAUGAAACAGGCUGUUUCUUCAUAUGAAGUUGUUAAAAUGAAAACAUUUUAUCCCAUUGCUCUGUUCAAUAGAUGAUAAAUCUAAAUUUAAGAUCUCUCAAAGCUCUCUUAAACAGGAGUCCUAAUGUUACAAUAAGGCUUGAAGUGCACACUCUGACAUUACACAUGAUUACAUAAUGACUGUCAUUAACCCAUGUGUACACAGAGAAAGGGACCCCUUUAAUGCAAUUAGUCUGUGCGCAUGGAUACGGGGGGACAUAUUGAUUUCUAUCCUGCUGCUUUGGUGGAUGAAGCUGCUCUGAGGCGCUGACACAAAUUUAAUUAGACCUGUUACCAGAGCUAUUUGACCCAACGGGCUGCUUUCAUUGUAUGGCAUUUGUGCUGAUAUUCACACACUGAUGCUCCACCAUGCUUCUGCUCGCACAGUUCGUUUUUUGUGUGGGAAAAACAGAAGUAAGUGGGUUGAGGCGGAUUUAUCUUUGCAAGUUAUUUCUUGUGAGCUGCAGCGUUACAAAGUGCAUUACGCAGAUGAACAAACAGAUAAAACAUGAGGUAGAAACAAAAGCGAGUGCUCAACAGAGAUAAGAGGAUAGAUGCUUGUCCUAAGAUCUGGAAAUGUGUAAGACUACAUGCUGAUGAUAAUUUUUCCCCUCUAAAUCUGCACCAAAACUCUCUGAGCUCAGGUUUCUCAGAAAUCUGACAUUGCAGAAACUUUCCAAAGUAAAACAAAAGAAAAUCUACAGAUUAAACAUUCAAAGCUGGUACUCAUCUUUCGUAACAGCUCUGUUUCAUCUCUCUUGAUGCUACUUUUGCACACUGUAAAGUCAUGCAGAUACUGUGGCUUUUGCUGUCUUUAUGAUAAGGGGAAGAUUAGAAGUAUACUUUGAAACACUGACCUGAUAGAGGCACCAUUCAGCUCUCUGCAGCUCAGUGUUUUCAUUCACACAUAAACUUAUAAAGCCUUGCAAUAAUCUUUUAUUCAUUCAGCCGUAUGUAUGUGUGUGUGUGUUUUUUUUCUCUCUAGGUGUAAGUAUCCCUUCUUUCCAUCAGUACUGGAGCCCAGGCAUCAUGUUUCCUGUGUUUGGUGGGAAAAUCCAAACCCCCCCCAAAACUCAUUUAUAACUUCACUCCUUUAUAAUGUCCUAACUGAAUAAAGUGCCAUGUCCCUGCACUAUCAGGAAAAAAAGUUGAGGAGGUAUUUUGUCAGGUAGCAGAAGAGUUACAUAUUCAGAAAAGAUGCAUUAAAGGAUUUUAUUUUCAGUUGAUGUUCAUGUCGUUUUAAAUCUUCAAAAUCUGUUUUUAG
Molecule: messenger RNA, 12282 nt
Organism: Xyrichtys novacula (pearly razorfish)
Lineage: Eukaryota; Metazoa; Chordata; Actinopteri; Labriformes; Labridae
Source: the annotation of a GenBank genome assembly